AUGCACAAUCUCAGGAUUGCCACCCUCGGCCUUGUAGCUAGCGCGGCAAUACCUGCCAUGGCUUGGCCCCCCGUCCACGAGCGAUCCGAAUCUGCCGUUGACCAUGGUACUCUCCAGAACACGAAAAGCUUCUACUACGAGCUGUCCUUUGAUGGUAACACAUGGGAAGAGAUUGUCAAGAACGAGGCACCGGCGUCGACCGACCUCGGACCGGUGGCCCGGCAAGGCAUCUGCUCAGCCAUGACAGGCUUCGCCCAGAUCCUCUGCGCCAACAUACCGACCCGGGAGGCGUGGUGGGCGGCCGGCGGCGCCAUGGCCAUCUGGUACGCCACCGACGUCCUGGUCAAGUGGACCGAUGCCAUCGCCCACGUCAUCGUCACGGCUCGCAGCCUGCAGGAGAUGAAGUCGGCGCAGAACCUGGGCGUUAGGAGCCUUGCCUCCGUGCUAGCUAAGAUGGACCUGGGUAGCCUCGAUGCGCGAUCCGCCAGCGACGACGAGGAUGCCGAGAUGGCCCUGCUGAACGACUACAUCUACGAGGACUCGACUGGCAUCAUCCACUACCAAGGGACCAAGCCACAUUGA
Messenger RNA from Neoarthrinium moseri, 582 nucleotides. RefSeq lists its product as uncharacterized. NCBI's taxonomy places the organism in Eukaryota, Fungi, Ascomycota, Sordariomycetes, Amphisphaeriales, Apiosporaceae. The record is from RefSeq and is a predicted model, not a curated record. Bases 1 to 582 code for a protein of 193 amino acids. The transcript has 2 exons.